Messenger RNA from Loxodonta africana (African savanna elephant), 7285 nucleotides. RefSeq names its product chromosome 8 C7orf25 homolog (gene C8H7orf25). Bases 277 to 1542 code for a protein of 421 amino acids. The record is from RefSeq and is a predicted model, not a curated record. Lineage: Eukaryota; Metazoa; Chordata; Mammalia; Proboscidea; Elephantidae. The transcript has 2 exons.
AAGGGGGCGAGGGAGCGAGGGCGCAUCUUCAGAAGCCGGGCCUGGCGGGGAAGGAGUCGGGUGUCGGGCCCGCGGCGCCCCCUCAGCCCUGCUUCUAACACCUGGGCCAACUGUGGGGUUGUUUGACCUCGCCCUGCCUGGCAGCGUCCAGCUGUGGAGGUGGACCGGGCAGGUCCGGAGGAGCCGGUGUCCACCCGGAAGGCCCCGCCGACGUGUGUCCCCACCGCCCCGCACUGCCCGCCCGGCCGCCGCGUGGAAAGGAAUAAUGCUGUCACCAUGUCUGCAAACUCCAUGCUCUGUGAACGAAUAGCCAUAGCCAAGGAACUGAUCAAGAGAGCAGAAUCCCUUUCUAGAUCAAGAAAAGGUGGCAUAGAAGGUGGUGCAAAGCUCUGCAGCAAAUUGAAGGCUGAAUUAAAAUUUUUACAAAAAGUAGAAGCUGGGAAAGUAGCUAUUAAAGAAUCUCAUUUACAGAGCACGAAUCUAACACACUUAAGAGCCAUUGUGGAAUCAGCAGAAAACCUGGAAGAAGUUGUUAGUGUUCUUCAUGUCUUUGGUUACACAGAUACCUUGGGAGAAAAGCAGACCCUUGUGGUGGAUGUAGUUGCAAAUGGUGGUCAUACUUGGGUGAAAGCCAUUGGCCGAAAGGCUGAAGCACUGCAUAACAUUUGGCUGGGCAGGGGCCAGUAUGGUGACAAAAGCAUCAUUGAGCAGGCUGAAGACUUCCUCCAGGCCAGUCACCAGCAGCCAGUGCAAUACAGCAACCCUCACAUUAUCUUUGCGUUUUACAACAGUGUCUCCAGCCCCAUGGCAGAGAAGCUGAAAGAAAUGGGCAUAGCUGUGAGAGGAGACAUAGUGGCAGUUAACUCUCUAUUAGAUCACCCUGAAGAGCUCCAGCUGAGUGAGAGUGAAUCGGAUGAUGAGGGCCCUGAACUUUUGCAGGUGACCAGGGUAGACCGGGCAAAUAUACUAGCAAGUGUUGCGUUUCCAACAGAGAUUAAGGUUGAUGUGUGCAGAAGAGUAAAUCUGGAUAUUACUACUUUAAUUACAUAUGUAUCAGCCCUCAGUUAUGGAGGCUGCCACUUUAUCUUCAAAGAAAAAGUGCUCACAGAACAAGCAGAGCAGGAGAGAAAAGAACAGGUUCUACCUCAGCUGGAGACAUUUAUGAAGGACAAGGAGUUGUUUGCUUGUGAAUCUGCCGUCAAGGAUUUUCAGUCUAUUCUAGAUACCUUAGGGGGACCUGGGGAGAGAGAGAGGGCCACUAUGCUAAUUAAGCGAAUCAGUGUGGUACCAGACCAGCCUUCUGAGCGUGCCUUGAGACUAGUGGCUAGUUCAAAAAUCAAUAGCCGCUCGUUAACUAUUUUUGGAACAGGAGACACCCUAAAAGCCAUCACAAUGACUGCAAAUAGUGGUUUUGUCAGAGCUGCUAACAACCAGGGCGUUAAGUUUAGUGUGUUUAUUCAUCAGCCCAGAGCACUUACUGAGAGCAAAGAGGCCCUUGCUACCCCUUUACCAAAAGACCACACAGCUGGCAGUGAAUACUAAUGUUAGCAUCUAAGUAUUCCCAUGAAAGUAAGUUAUCUUUGUACCAAAGGUUGGGUCUUUCCAUGUAAAUUGAGAGAAAAAAAAAAAAAGGUCUUUAGUGAGGAUAAUUACUUAGAACUCUUAAACUAGUAGAGUUUUUCUGUCUUAUCUAUAUUUAAAGUGUAUAUAAGCACCUAAAGUAGAAAAAGCGCAAGAGACAACUUUUCAAAUUUCUCAAAUUGUCUAUGUUACAGCAAUUAACAAAAUCACAUCUACGUAAAGCUUUUAGAUGUAUUGCAGUAGUUUAAUUUGAUUUGUUAGGGUUACAACUCCCCACCCCCACAAUAGAUAAUCACAUUUCAUGGAAUAUAGCUACACUGCAUCUUGCAUUAAAUAUCUGGAGAUAAUUCUCAAGCUUGUUUUUCAUUGUAUUGGUUUAUCAGUUGACGUGGGUUGAGGCUGGGAGAUAAUAGUUUAUAAUUAAAUAUAAGACUUGAAAGUUACAGCUGUUAUUAAUGAAGAGAAACUUGGUUGCUGUUUGUCGGGCACAAUCUGAUGGGUCUAUUUAUAAAGAGCACAUAGUGCAGAAAUGAAAAUAAAGUGAAUUCUGGUCAUGUGAGUCCCUUGAAUCUGGACACCUAUGUGAAAACAAAGCUAGCCAGGAAUCUUACUACUAUAAACUUCCUAAAACAGGCAAGGGAGAAGUAUUAAUUUGAAUAAAUUGAAGCAGUGACUUCUAUAAAACAUGUUAAAAGAAUUUAGAUUUCAUUUUUAAUACAACCAAUCCCUGUAUUGCAGUUAUUUGAAUUAUGAAUACUACCUUUCUUGUUCCUUUUACAAAUAGAAAGUAGCAUCUGCAUAUUACCUUGCUCGUGGAACGGCAGCAGGGGAGAUUCCAUGCCUGCUGCAUGACACAAGUUGUAAUUUCAAAUAAAUUUUAUGCCCAAUUUGCAGAUUUUAUUAAUUUGCAGCAAAACAAAAAUUAGCAAAGUAGAUAUGUAUUCACCACGUUUAAAAAACUGGGAAAUUGAUUCUUAGAUUAUUAGCUUAUGUUAAGUGUAGGAGCCAAUAUUAGAACUUGAUUUUGUGUCAUGAUAGCCUGAUCGCUUUUGGCUGUGCCAACUUCCCUGCUUUGUAAGAACGGAAAUCCUUUCCCGUCUACCAUCUACAAUGUUAUCAAGAAAGCAUAAAAAGGGAGCUGUAAGACCAAAGAGCACUGGUGGCACAGUGAUUAAUAAGAGUUUGGCUGCUAACCAAAAGGUUGACAGUUCAAAUCUACCAGCUGCUUCUUGGAAACCCUGUGGGGCAGUUGUACUCUGUUAUAGCAUCGGUAUGAGUUAGAAUUGACUCACUGGCGAUGGGUUUGGUUUGGUUAGGUAAGACCAAGAAAGAUAUAAAAUGACUUUGGAGAAGAUUGAUUAUAAGGAAAUAUACUACAUAAAAUACAUUAUUUUGAUAAGUUCGGAAAUCUCACUGAAACUUUUUUUGGAAAAAAGUUAGGAUUGAAGAAGAAAUAGAAAACCUAAAUAACCAAUAGUCAUUGCAAAAAUUGUUAAAUAAUUACCUCCAAAAUAUUUCUAGGCCCAGAUGGCUUUACUAAAUAAGAUGAUUCUUACUUUUAAAUACCAGAUCAUUCUCUUGCUCUGAAAAGUAGUAUAGAGCAUAACCCCAUAAGCGGGAUCCAAAAUAUUUAGCAUAGUAAAAUAUGAUGUUCCAUUUACCGCCCCCCUAGGCCUGAGAUUAGAGCUUUGGCUCACUCCUAUUUGAGAAUGGCCUGGGUAAGGACUGGAGCCGGUGAAUAUAUCUUAAUCCGUGUGAUAGCAGGAUGUGGUGUCGGGACAUUAGUGUAUUUGGAGUUACUUAAAGCUCAUUUUCUGGAUAAGCCUAACUCAUGCUAAAACCUAACAAGAUAGCAAACAGAAAGUUGCAGCAAAUUUUCAAUUUAAGGAUAUAUACACAAACAUCCCAGAAAAAUACUAAAAAAUUAAUUUCAGCAAUAUAUGAGUCAGAAUAGACUCAAUGGCAACCAGGUUUUUUUUUUCUUUUUUUUUUUUUGAUUACCAAGUUGUCAUAUCCCCAACCUUAAUAUUUGGGACUUGGACAUUAACCUUCAUUCUGGAAUAGAAUCAGAGGCCUACUUGAGGUAAGGAGGUAACCCCAAGACCCCUGUGUAAAACCAGAAACUGAAAGGCUGAAGCCCCAUGAAAUAGGAUUUUAUAAACUGCCUAGGGAGAGAGCAAGAAAGUUUGGUGGUUCUGAGUUGGAGGGUGAAGAAAUCAAAGCCCCCAGCCUGUGCCAUAUGUAGAUUUAGAGUCCAAAUUUUUGUUAAUUGCAUUGUGGAGGAGACUCGGGGAUGUGAAAUCAGUAUAAAAUUUGGUCCCAGGCAAGAACUACCCUCUGACACCUGGCAGAAACAUACACGGCAUCAUUCUGAACUUGGGGUACUUCAGUUUCCCAAGCCUCACAGCCUCCCACAGAAAAACUAAGCUUUGUUUAGAUGAAUUUACCGCAAGAAAUUAUGAAACCAUAUGAGGAAACCCAUAAAGAGUGGAAGAGUCAGCAACACAGAAAAGUGGUGCACCAGUUCCUCAAGAAUGUGAGAGAAUAGAAAAACCUGAUGAGUAGUAUAAAGUAAGAAUUGAGGUCUUUGAAGUCUCCAUAUAAUUAGAACUCAUCUUCCACACCUAUGUUCUGAAAUGAAAAAAUUCAAAGAAGAGGCAGAUACAGGCUACAAUACCAUCUGUAACAAAACAUCGAAUACAGACAAAUUGGAGGACUUGGAUUGUGUCUGCUGCAAUGGUGCUUCCUAGUGCUGAAUCCCAGAAUUGAGCAGACUACCCACCCGUGGGAGUCCAUGGGUGGUGCAAACAGUUACCACACUUCGCUGCUAACAAAAAGGUUGGAGGUUUGAGUCCACCCAGAGGCACCUCAGAAGAAAGGCCUGGUGAUCUACUUCUGAAAAAUCGGCCAUUAAUAACCCUAUGAAGGAUAGUUCUACUCUGAUAUACACGGGGUAGCCAUAAUUAGGGGUUGACGGCAACUGGUUUUUGCUGGUACCCGCCCAGUCACAGGUAUUGCUGGGGUGUGUGAAGGACAGAGCUUGUUCUAAAGAGUUGCACAGAACACCCCAGCCUGUGAGAAGUUUGUUCCCAAGAGGACAAAGGGCAGAACUGAGCCAAGCAUCCAGCCUUUCUUCUCAAAUUUAGGAAUUAAAUAAAUUACCUCCCAGAAGCAGAGAAGGGCCAGGAGUGGGCUGGGGGAGAAGAAUCCCCCAUCACAGAAACCAGAAUGGAAAAAGGCAUUUCCUUUUCUGCAUAAACAUAAAAUGAUGAAAGGAGAUAAAGGAAGGUGUAAACCCUUUGCUGUCAAGUCGGUUCUGGGUCAUAGUGACCCUAAAGGACAGAGUAGAACUGCCUCAUAGGGUUUCCAAGGAGUGGCUGAUGGAUUCGAACUGCUGACUUUUUGGUUAACAGCCAUAGCACCUAACCACUGUGCCAUUAGGGCUCCAAAGGAAGGUAUAAACCCAUUGCUGUCGAGUCGAUUCCAACUCAGCAACCCUAUAGGACAGGUUAGAACUGCCCCAUAAGGUUUCCGAAGAGCACCUGGCAGAUUUGAACUGCCAGCCAUUUGGUUAGCAGCUGUAGCACUUUAACUGCUAUGCCACCAGGGUUUCCAAAGGAAGGUACAGAAAACUUAAAAAACACUGUAUGCAAAUAGGACUUUUAGAAAUGGAAAAAAAGUCACUAAAAUUAAAUGAUCAGAAAUAAACUUUAAAGUAGAUCAGACAAAACUAAUGAGAGCAUUGCUGAACUGAAAUAUAAAACCCAUUCUAGAUCUUAAUAAAUUGCCCAGAAUUCAGCAAAGAAGUAAAAAAGAUGUAAAACAUGACAGAAGCUGAGACAGGAGGACAGAAUAAGAACGUCCAGCAAAGGUUGUGGCUGACAACACCAAACACCUGUUCCCAACUCUCCUGCCUGUACUAUAGAGGCUGGAAACGCUAAAAUUUCCAUUUCUCAAGUCCUGCAUUUAGCCAGAGGUGGCCAAAUUCCUUUCCAAUGGGACAAGUGGAAGUCUGUUAGUGCUACCUCCUCCUACCACCUACCUGAUUUUAAUGUGGACAACGAUGGCUGUGGCUUGCUACUAUUUUAUGACGAUGAAAGAAAAGCCAAGAGAAUCUCAUAGACGUUGGCACUGACACAUGCUUCCCUUUGGACUUCUUGCUAUGUGAGAAAAUAGAACCUUAUUCAUUCAAGACAUUGUUGUUGGGUUUUUCCAUUACAUGUAGCCGAAAAUAUUUCUAACUAAUUUUGAGGGUUUUUUUUUUUUUUUUGACCAAAAAAAGUAAACAGAAUGGGGGAGAGGCAAUAAAUAAGUUUUUCCAACAUAGGGAAAAAAAAAAAGACUGAAUACCCACGUGUCCAUCCGCUACGUUUAAAAAAAGUUUUAUUAUUUUGCCUUAUUUGCUUUAUCUGUUUUUUCCUAUGAAAUGUUAUAAACUACAGACAUUGUGGCACUUCAUCUAUAAAUACCUCAGUAAUCAGCUCUGAAAAGAACAUUUUUCUACACAACUAUGAUUCCAUGAGCAGAUCUAUUAUGGAUUCAGUUGUGCCCCCACCAAAAUACGCGUUGAAAUCCUAACCCCUGUACUGGUGGUGGCUUCCUAUUUGGAAAUAGAGUUUUUCUUUUGUUAUGUUAAUAAAGUUAUACUGAAGUAGGUUAGGACCUAAACUUAAUCACUUCUGAGAUAAAAAGAGCAGAAUAGGCACAGAUACGGGGGGAUGAAGAAGACGGACAGAUGCAUUUACAGACCCGGAACACUACGGAUUGCUGGAAGCCAUUAGAAGCUGAAAUAGACAAGAAAGGACCUCCCCUGGGAGCCACACCCUGAAUUUGGAUUUAUAGAAAUAAAUUUCUGUUCACUAAAGUUACCUAUUUGUGCUAUUUUUGCCUGGUAGCACUAGGCAACUUACCCAACACCUAACAAAAUAACUCUGAGCAUCAUAUAAUGCCCAGUCCAAAUGCACGUCAGGGGGCUUGUUGAACCAACAUCUGAUCAAACACCAGGCAUUGCAUUGGGUUUAAUGUUUCUUAAUUAUGUUCUUUUUUGGGUGGUGGUGUUCACAUCGAAAUAAACCUUUAUAUUUAAAUAAAAUUGAAAGGCAGGUGACAUAUGUGGGAAAAAUACUGUAUUUUUGACAGAUAAGGUCUAAUUUUAUUGCAUAAGGAGCUUUUACAAAUUAAAAAAAAAAAUUAUCCCAGUAGAAAAUGAGCAAAGAAUAUGGGUGAAUUGUUCAAAAGAGAGCAGAAAUACAAAUGUUCAGUGAAUGUGGAAAAAAAAAUUCAAACUCACUGGAAAGCAAGAUAAAUUUAAAUAAAAAUAAGACACCAUUUUUCCCCAUCAAACAUAGUGGAUAACAACAAAAAUCACUAUGUACCAGCACUGUUCUAAGUACAUUACCUAACUAAUCCUCCCAACAAUUCUGUAAGUAUGUCCUAUUGUUGCUAUUACUUUACAGAAGAACAAACUGAGGCGCGAGAAAGUAAGAUUACCUAGCAAAUAAAUGAAACCAGGAUUUAAACCCAGGGUCUUUGACUCUAAGAUUUCAGUGCUCUUUACUACCCUUUACUGCCUAGGAUUUCAAUAAAGUUAGGUUAUCUAGCAGCAGGCACUUUUAUAUACUGCUGGUAGGAAUAUAAAUUAGUAGACAUUUCUAUGGGACAGUUAAGCAAUAUAUUUGAAAAGUUUAACAUGUACAUAUCCUUU